AUGGGUGAUCAUAACAGAAAUGAUCAUGAAUUAAAUUUUCCAUUUAUUGCACAAAAUGAAACAAUAGAUACAACAAGAAUAAAUAUGUCUAUUAUUGCGCAACCAUCAUCACGACCAAAUACUUUAUCAAUAGAUGGACAACGUAAUAGCAAUACAGCAUUAUUUACACCUGGUGACUAUACCAAUCUUUUAUUAUCAACACCAGAACUAGAUAAUCGAUUACGUGGUUAUACAACACCAGAUUUAAUUAAUGCUUUUGUAAUGUCAACAUCUAAUGUUGGACAACCUUCACUAGGUGCGCAUAUGCUUGAAGAAAUAGUUCCUAAUCAUAUCGAUAAUAAUAAUCAUCCAAUUUUAUCAACAAUGACUUCAUUCGAUCCUACUACAUAUAAAAUAGUAUCUAAUACUGACAAUCGACAACACGAAAAUAUUUCAACAUAUCAUAGUAAUCGAUCAAAUUCUCAAACAUCUCCAUAUAAUCCAUCUAUAUCAUCAUUAACGAUGGAUAAUGAAUCAUCAAAUUCAACAACACCAUCAAGUCCAUUGUCAAUGAAUCAACAAUAUCCACGAGUAAAAGAUGAAUUACAACAUGUUCCAUCAAUACGAACAAAACAUCAUGGUGAACCCAAUGAUGUAGUAAGAAAAGAAAAAAAACGUGAAAGAAAUCGACAAGCAGCACAAAAAUGUCGUACAAGAAAAUUAACACGUAUUGCCGAAUUACAAAAACGUGUUAAUGAAUUACAAGGAAAAAAUAAAGAUUUAUCUAAUGUAGCCGAAUGUCUAAAAUCUGAUAUAACAAGUUUAGAAAAAAAAUUGUGUGAUCAUCAUGCGCAAGGAUGUGUAUUAAUGAAUGGAUCAAUGUUAUAA
Rotaria sordida is the source of this 867-nucleotide messenger RNA. The record is from the annotation of a GenBank genome assembly. Lineage: Eukaryota; Metazoa; Rotifera; Eurotatoria; Philodinida; Philodinidae.